GCUGAUGGCUACUGUCUCACGAUUGCAGUCUCAUCUUAACCACGAUCCAUGUAACAUUAAAUAAAAUUAAUCAUAACAAUUACUUAUUAGAUACAUGGAUCUUCUAGGCAAGCGCGCUCCAUCUUAGGCUGCAUCAUCACUUGCCAGCAGGUGUGAUUGCAGCCAAGUGCUAGUCUUUAACUUAAAAAAAAGUACAUACCUAAGUACUCACAAAAAAUUAAUUGAGAUUUGUAUUUAUCAAUUAAGCUAAAAAGUUCCGUAGCAUAACAAAAUAUUAUACUGAGGUGGAUGUCUUAUCAGUGGAUCAUUAAAUAAUGCUACGAUAAAACAUCGAUCGAUCGGAUAAAUCUUGGUAUAAAACUGAGAUCCGAAAAAUAAAUCAAAUAACUACAGAAAAAUACGAAGCAUGAAGACGGUUUUGUGCUUAUUGUGUGUAGCGGUUUGCUACGCAAUCGCGGGUGCCUCCUCCCUGGUGGACGGCAAGUACUCGCGAUACAUCGAGUUCCCAGAUGGCGACGGUGUAAUGCAAGCUGUGGAUUUACUAGAGCCUGUCGACACGGAACUGCUGAGGGAAGUCGAGAGGAACCCGGCUAAUAACAAUUACCUACUCUACACAAGGCGCAAUAGGAGAUCGUCUCAGAGGCUGAUAAUUAACAACGUGAAUAGUAUCCGGAAUUCGAACUUCAACGCCAACCACCAGACCGUGGUCAUCGCCCAUGGUUGGCUCGGCAAUCAAAACACUAAUAUUAACCCAACAAUCAGAGAUGCAUAUCUUAAUAAAGGUGAAGCAAAUGUGAUUGUUUUGGACUGGAGGAGGCUCGCCGUAUCCACAUACCCCACAGCUGCGGCUGGAGUCCCAGCGGUAGGACGUGGCCUUGGGCAGUUCCUGGAGUUCCUACACAGUGUUACUGGACAGCCUUUUAACAGGAUGCAUCUAGCUGGGUUCAGUUUGGGUGCUCAUUUAGUUGGCAAUGCUGGAAGACAGUUGGGCGGAAGAGUGGCCCGUGUUACCGGCUUAGAUCCAGCAGGUCCACUGUGGAAUCGGAACUCAGAACGUCUGCGACCCACCGACGGUGUAUACGUGGAAGCUAUCCACACAGACGGUGGUACCACCGGCCUUGGCAUCGGGACUGCCAUUGCUAAUGCUGACUUCUUCCCGAAUGGUGGCAACUCGCAACCUGGUUGCUACAACAGUAUCUGUAACCAUAACAGGGCUUAUGAACUGUUCGCUUCAACUGUGACCCGUAAUCACCUCGUGGGCAGGCAGUGCUCUAACACUGCUCAGAUUUCUGCUAAUAGUUGCCGUGGCAGCAGUUUUCAUAUGGGCAACGAUGAUUUGAAUAAGACAGGAUCUGGCUUAUUUAGAGUUAAUACUGGAAGACGAUACCCGUUCUGAUUCAAAUGGAAAUAUUUAUCAAUUUGCAUGUCUUAUUAUUUAUUAAUGUAUUUACCGCAUAAACAAUAAAUUAUUUCACUGCAUACAAUUA
This is a messenger RNA of Maniola jurtina (meadow brown), 1487 nucleotides long. Its product is annotated as pancreatic triacylglycerol lipase-like. The transcript is spliced from 6 exons. The record is from RefSeq and is a predicted model, not a curated record. The coding region runs from base 407 to 1396 and encodes 329 amino acids. Gene Ontology annotation, molecular function: lipase activity. Lineage: Eukaryota; Metazoa; Arthropoda; Insecta; Lepidoptera; Nymphalidae. Gene Ontology annotation, biological process: lipid metabolic process.